Messenger RNA from Fusarium coffeatum, 1626 nucleotides. RefSeq lists its product as uncharacterized. Bases 1 to 1626 code for a protein of 541 amino acids. Gene Ontology annotation, biological process: transmembrane transport. The transcript is spliced from 6 exons. Lineage: Eukaryota; Fungi; Ascomycota; Sordariomycetes; Hypocreales; Nectriaceae. The record is from RefSeq and is a predicted model, not a curated record. Gene Ontology annotation, molecular function: transmembrane transporter activity.
AUGCCAGAGUCAGACUCCAUCCCCGGUACAAUCCAUCUCGUGGACGUCCAGCGUAAUCUGCGCGUUCGUCAUGCGGGUGGUGGUGAAGGCGACAUCGUCUUAGAUCCUGCUCCAUCUGACGAUCCAAGCGAUCCUCUCAAUUGGUCUCCUCAGCGCAAGCGCCUGGCUUUGGUCUGCCAGAACUUAUACACUUGGUUCUCGGGCAUGUCUGUUGCGACUGUGUACUCUGUUCUUGUACCGCUUGCGCAACAGUCAAAGGUCUCGAUCCCGACUCUCAAUGAGGGAACGGGUUACAUGUAUUUAUUCCUGGGCAUUGGACUGUUGUUCUGGCAACCGUUUUCGCACCGGUAUGGCAAGCGAGUGGUAUAUCUCAUCUCAAUUCUUGGGGCACUUGGUACCAGUGUGUGGAGUGCAUAUGUGUCGAGCAAUGGGGAAUGGAUCGCCAAGUGCAUCAUUCAAGGCUUCUUCGUCGCGCCCAUCGAAGCUCUGCCUGAGAUCUCCGUCACCGAUAUCUACUUCACCCAUCAACGCGGUACAUACAUAGGCAUCUACGCCCUCGCUCUCGCAGGAAGCAACUAUUUCGCACCCGUCAUUAGCGGCUUCAUCGCCGAGUAUCAAGGUUGGCAAUGGGUCUUCUACUGGCCCGCCAUCUUCCUCUCUUUCGUCUUCGUCUUCCUGUUCCUCUUUAUGGAAGAGACCAACUACAUCCGCGCUGCGCCCGACAUCAACAGACCCCAGAUCGAAACCUCCCGAGCGAGCGAUGAGAAUACUGGCAAGGCGGGAGAGAAAGAGACGGAAGCUGGGAAGGAUGAAGUUAGAGAGGCUGAUGAGGCGGUUGGGGAAUAUGCUAAGCCCAAGACCUUCUUGCAGAAGAUGUCCCUCUGGCAUCCCUCGCCUGGUCAGAGUAUGGCGCGACAUGCUGGGCGCUCACUUGAGUUCCUUUCCUGGCCCGUCAUCUUCUUCGCUGGCUUCUCAUAUGGUUCCUACCUCAUCUGGUUCAACGUACUCAAUGCUACAGCGUCCAUCGUUCUGUCUGGUCCGGGAUAUGGCUUCAAGCCAUCAAUGGUCGGCUUGAGCUACCUCUCCUGCUGCCUCGGCACCAUCGUCGCCUUCGGCGCCGCAGGACGAAUGAGCGAUUGGCUGACCAUUAAACUCGCGCGUCGCAACAAUGGUAUCAUGGAAGCUGAGCAUCGUCUGUGGCCACUGGCAAUAUGCGUCAUUGGUGUUCCGGCCUCGUUGAUCCUCUGGGGUGUUGGAGCGCAGCAUGGUGUGCAUUGGUUUGGUCUGAUCUUUGCCAUGUGCGCUUUGUCGACGACCAGUGUGAUGGGCUUGAUCAUUAGCAUCAAUUAUCUGAUUGAUAGCUACUAUGACUUGAGUGGUGACGGUAUCACAACGAUCAUCCUGGUUCGAAACACGAUGUCGUUCGCUAUUAGUUAUGGUAUCACCCCAUGGAUCACCAACUUGGGAUACCAGAACUGCUUCAUCUCUGCUGCAUUUGUCGCCUUGGCCGCUUGUUCUGCGGUCUUCAUCAUCAUCAAGUAUGGCAAAGCACUGCGAGUACGGACUGCGCCCAGAUACCACAAGCUAGUCGCAGAUGACAAGAGAGUUAUGGGCCUGACGUCGUAG